CAUCCGGUAUUUUUACAGGGAGAACUGUUCCUCACCACAGUCGGUGCUGGACUCAUGUGGAUGUUUGUGGAACUGCAAGUCCCAGCAGCAUCAGAGACGAGGAUCCUCUCAGUCCGGGGAACAUGGCAGCUCCGUCCACAGACGCAUGCGGGCUCAUGGAGCGCUCGGUCCGGGAGCGGGUCCCGCCUCUGCUCACCGACCUGUACCAGUUCACCAUGGCCUACGCGUACUGGCGGGCCGGCCGGCACCAGGAGCCCGCCGUGUUCGAGAUGUUCUUCAGGGACAACCCGUUCGGCGGCGGCUUCUCGCUGUUCGCUGGGCUGAAUGACUGCCUGCUGUUCCUGCGGAGCUUUCGCCUCACAGAUCAAGAUGUGCAGUUCCUGCGCUCCGUCCUGCCUCCCAACACCGACCCUGCCUUUUUCGACUUCCUGCGAGGCCUCGACUGUUCGGCCGUGACGAUACGCUCCCUCCCGGAGGGUUCUGUGGUGUUCGCCAGGGUGCCUCUAAUGGAGGUGGAGGGUCCGCUAGCUGUGGUUCAGCUGCUGGAGACCAGUUUACUGUGUCUGGUCAAUUACGCGAGUCUGGUCUGCAGUAACGCAGCUCGUUUCCGCCUGGCGGCCGGACACCAGAGGAGGCUGCUGGAGAUGGGCCUCCGACGGGCACAGGGGCCAGACGGAGGGCUGACCGCCUCGCGAUACACACAUAUCGGAGGGUUUGAUCUCACCAGUAACGUUCAGGCUGGUUUUCUGUUUGGGAUUCCUGUUGCGGGGACAAUAGCACACUCUUACGUCACUUCCUUCAACUCCUUGGAGGAGGUUUGGCCACAGACACUGGUGACAGCAAACGGAGACCCCAAUCCAGUCGACAUCAUUUCUCUGACUAAAGGCUGGUUGAGGAGAGUCUGUGAGCUGAUGGGAGCGGAGCCUGGGAAAAUCCGUGAGGGCGAGCUGGCAGCUUUCGUCUCCUAUGCCAUCGCCUACCCUCAGAACUUCCUGCCUGUGAUUGACAGCUACAGCGUGGGAUGUAGUGGACUGUUGAACUUCUGCGCCGUGGCUUUGGCGUUGUGCGAACUGGGUUACAAGCCUGUGGGGGUCCGCCUGGACAGCGGAGACCUCUGCAGGCAGUCUAUUGAAGUCCGUCGGGUGUUUCGACUCUGCAGCGAGCAGUUCUCCGUAUCAACAUUUAACUCUCUGAUCAUCGUAGGGACCAACAACAUCUCAGAGGAAAGCAUGGCUGAACUCAACAAGAAGGAGAAUGAGAUCAAUGUGAUUGGCGUCGGAACGCAUCUGGUGACCUGCACCAAGCAGCCGUCUCUGGGCUGCGUCUAUAAGCUGGUGGAGGUGAGAGGAAGACCAAGGAUGAAGAUCAGCGAGGACCCACAGAAAAGCACUGUUGCAGGGAGGAAAACCGUCUAUCGACUGUUGGAUGCUGAUGGUCAUUGCUUCCUGGACUUAUUGUGUCUGAUGGUCGAACCUCCUCCUAAGGCUGGGUGUACAUUGACCUGUUAUCCUCUAGGAGGCGAUAACUCAUCUGUUUCAGUCACUCCAGCUCAGGUGACCUGUCUGCGAAAGGAAGUCUUCCUAGAAGGGCAGGUCACAGAGCCUCUGUGCAGUGCUGCAGAAACUAGAGCAAAGGUCCAGAGCUCCCUGCAGACCCUGCACCCUCGACAUAAGAGGCUGCAGGAGCCUGACUCUUACACAGUGGCGCUCUCAGAGAAACUCCGCAACUUGGUUACAGAGCUCCAAAAAGACAGCAACAGCGACAGCAACUUUCUGUUAGCCAACUAAGAAUGUUUUUGUUUGUUUCCAAAGUGCCUCGCAGUCAAAUGUGCACAAGCUGAAGUUGACUUCGGUCUCUAGCACUGGUUAUCUCAAGCUCAAUGAACAGAGUAGGAAAGGGGGUGGGGGUGAGGGCAGGGUCACAACUACAUAUUAUUCAGGUGGAUGCGAAAACAUAAAUCGGCGCCCCCCCAUACCCCUCCAGGAAGGUACGUCUAGGUGAAGGAGCGUAAAAAACAUACGUUAGCUCUGCCCCCCUCCCCCUCCUUGAGACGAAGACACGUGAAAGGUAAAACUAGCUACAUUUACCCCGUUAUGUGCGCGAGGUGAAGGAGCGUGAGGGCGCGCUGAAAUGUAUGCGAAGACAUCAUCGGCACGCUGCCCUCUCCAGACGGGGAUUUGACCCCCCCCCGGUGCAGCGCCCCUAUGCGUUGCAUGCGCUGCAUACCCACUUUUUGCACCACUGGGUGAGGGGGGGUCAGGGCUUGUGGGUAUAAACAAAUCACUUCAGUAAAUGUUACUCAACAUAGGUUUUUUCUAGCUGUUGGAAUGUUUUAUAAAAAUCUGGUAAUUGCAAAGUGGGCGGUGUAACUUGGGUUAUGCUCAUAUUGCAGGAUUUAAUGUUCACAUGUUUUUGGUGGGAGCGUUGUUUUGAUUAUUAAAGCCGGACCACCUGACUUUCACUCUAGUAUAAAACGUUUGUGGUCCUGAAUUGAUCUGCAUGGGCCCAAGACAUGACGUUACAUGUAACACGCUGUGUUUGUAAAAGGAAAUAUAGGUCAUCAUGAGUGUAAAUACUCUGGAGCAUUUCUGCAAUCCGAGCUGAUAAAAUCCAUGACUUUCUGCUGUAAUGUUUCUAAAUACUUUGACAGGAUCGUGUAAACUAAAUGGAGCAUCUGUCACAUCUACCAGUCUUGUUUGGCUCGUUGUUUAAUUUUGUUCGUGUCACUUCCCACCUGCUCCGGUGCAAAAUCUGGGAACCUGUUAAUUUAAAGAAGAUCAAGCAGGCGGCUUAGGAGCACAUAUGAAAUUAGCCUGAGUCUAAUUUAAAGACUUAUAGCCUUAAGUGUGUUCGUGGCCUUGGGUAAAGUCAUAUUCCAUAAGUCUGAAUAUUAUUGAAAACUAUUUUUUUUAAGUAAAUACACAAGGUUAAGAAAGAAAAAAAAACAUUAAAUAAACGUUUGGUUUUUUUUCAAGUCCUUAUAUUUUUGUCAAUUAUGACGACUUUUCUACGUACUGCUAAUGAAAGCACAGCAUUUAAGAUUAUAAUAUUACAUAACAAAGUUAAUAUUGGAUAUUAGUACCUGUCCAACACCAUUUUUUCUUCAAAUUCUUAUGUAAACAUAGAAGUUUCUUUUCAAGUGAAAGUAAAGUAGUGCUUGCAGCUUUAGAAAUGGAAGAGAAAAUAUUUCCUUCCCAAAUGUAAAAGCUGAUAAUUUAUAGAAAAGAAGGU
Poecilia latipinna (sailfin molly) is the source of this 3231-nucleotide messenger RNA. RefSeq names its product nicotinate phosphoribosyltransferase (gene naprt). Gene Ontology annotation, molecular function: nicotinate phosphoribosyltransferase activity. The transcript has 13 exons. Gene Ontology annotation, biological process: NAD+ biosynthetic process via the salvage pathway. Bases 123 to 1787 code for a protein of 554 amino acids. Gene Ontology annotation, cellular component: cytosol. Lineage: Eukaryota; Metazoa; Chordata; Actinopteri; Cyprinodontiformes; Poeciliidae. The record is from RefSeq and is a predicted model, not a curated record.